Messenger RNA from Miscanthus lutarioriparius, 318 nucleotides. NCBI's taxonomy places the organism in Eukaryota, Viridiplantae, Streptophyta, Magnoliopsida, Poales, Poaceae. The record is from the annotation of a GenBank genome assembly.
AUGGCAUCCAACAAGAAAGUAGUGGUGCUCGGUCUCUUUGCCCUGGCCUUGUUCCUCGUGGCCCAUUGCGCGGAGGCGGUGCACAUAUGCACGAUGAGGAACAAGUUUUUCCAUGGCCCGUGCAUGAGCAACAGGAAUUGCGCGGCCUUGUGCAUCCAAAAAGGUAUUGGCCACGGUGGGUACUGCUCCUACUGGAGACAAACAUGCAGAUGUACCCUUCAUUGUUGGAGAAAAACGACGCUAGCCGGGAUUGAGCCGACACAAGGCAAGGACGAGCCGGCGCCCUUGGACAUGCCUAGGACGGAAGUAUCCAACUAA